Molecule: messenger RNA, 1090 nt
Organism: Colletotrichum scovillei
Lineage: Eukaryota; Fungi; Ascomycota; Sordariomycetes; Glomerellales; Glomerellaceae
Exons: 2
Coding region: 402-1019 (205 amino acids)
Source: RefSeq, a predicted model, not a curated record
GCCCGGCUCAAGUCCACACUAUAUACAAGUCUCGUUCCUGAACAUAUUCUUUGUCCGUAUGUUUACCCAACGGUUCCCGUGUUCUGAACAUACGGGUUCCGUAUCGUGAAAGGACGGACCCCGUAUCUCGAACGUACGGAGUUCCUUAUCUCUUAUCGUCACGUGACUUGUCCCAUAGUUCUUCCGUCCCGAGAGGAGUCGCCCUGAGUUCGUGUUCCCGCAUAUAUGGUGUGGUAGCCGCCGUAGGUCCUGUGGGGCAGGCCCUGGCCUUGUCAUGCGUGUUGGGUCGUAACAUCAGCUCCUCCUCUCAAAGGUCUAGUCCUCUAGGCCUAUAAGUAGGUCCCUUGUUCCCAGGUUGGGGAAUCAUCAAGCUUGCCUUUCUAGCGCAAUGUGCUGACACGAUGUCAGGUCGUGUUGAAAAACGUUCUUUGAAAAACACUAUCUCGAAACUUCGGUCGGCUUGUGACGACGUGUUUGAUCGUUUUGGUUCUAGCGACGUUAUGCCCUGCACUCGGUGUUUUCGCGCCAAACGUCCAUGUCGGAUGGCUGAUGGCGCCAAAACGUGCCAAGGCUGCAAAAACCUGAAGCGUUCUUGCGAUGGUCUCGUUGUGGCAUCGAGUCUGCAACGGCUGAGUGACCAGCGUCAAGAAUGGGAAGAGAAGGAGGAGCAGGCUAGCGACGCCUUGCUCGAUCUUCAUGAAAAACUGGCUCGGAUACAGUCAGAGGUUGCUGAGGCAGCGGGCCGUCUUGCUCGUAUCCGGGCGAUCCGAAAGAAAGUGAAGGAGAGGCAUGUGGAAACUUUUGCUCGUGGUAUGCAGGAGUUGGAAGAAGAGGAUGGUGUUCUUCCUGCGCUGGAUGCUCACGAGCGGUGGGUCGUGAGCGAUCUCCAGGCUGCUGGCGUUUCUAAUGAUGCCGACUGGCCUUCUUUCGGGAUUGGCGACGAGUUCGCGUCCCUGGGGCCGUUGGUGUCGUCUUCUGGUAAUCCUCGAGAAGCUGUCGAGAGUUCUGGAGGUUCGUGACGGGUUCCCAUGUGUUUUCCUCGUGUCCGUAGUUUUUCCAUUUGAUUAAGAAUUCUUUUGUUUCGUUCCUG